ACAGACUGCUCAGUCUCAGCAGAGCCAGUAAGGCACACAGUGUAGAAUUACUGUGUCACACUGAAAACACACAAUCACUGCCUGCUGGACUUUCUUUUAUUCACUCCUUUAAUAAGAAGAAUCGAGGAAUCCAAGAAUCUAGGAAUUUCCUUAUUCCCUUAAGCGUCCCUCUUUGCGCCGAGGAGAUAAAGGUGCGAGGACAGGAACAGAACCCCGUACCUGGAGAGCGACGCAUGUAUUUGGAGGAUGAGUCCGGCUUUAAAGGCGCUGAUGGAGGGGUGUAGAUACCCAGGGAAAGGCCAGAAGAAAGGUGGAGUGAUGUUGGAACCUUUUGUUCAUCAGGUCGGAGGCCAUUCGUGUGUACUGCGCUUUGGGGAGCAGACCAUCUGCAAGCCACUAAUCCCUCGAGAACACCAGUUCUACAAGAGCCUGCCACCAGAGAUCCGCAGAUUCACACCUCAGUACAAAGGGGUGGUAUCAGUGAGCUUCGAGGAGGAUGAGGAAGGGAACCUGUGUUUGAUAGCGUACCCUUUGCACAGCGAUCCGUCUGACCAGGAGAACACGGAACCCUUAGCCGACGGAGAACCCAAGAGCAAGCUGCUGAAGUGGAGUAAGAAGAAGCCGUCGGCCCUGCUGGAGAACGAGAGAAUUAGACAGAGCCGCAAAGAGGAGAAGAGCAAAAGUAAUCGUGAGGAUAAAGCAGAGGUGCUGUACUACAGCCUGGAGAAAGGAAACAUGGCACCUCAGAUCAAACACAACCCCUGGAGCCUGCAGUGCCACCAACAGCAUCUGCAGAGGAUGAAAGAGAACUCCAAACACCGAAACCAGCAUAAGUUUAUUCUCCUGGAGAACCUGACAUGGCGCUAUCGGGUUCCUUGCGUUCUUGAUCUGAAAAUGGGAACCCGACAGCACGGUGACGACGCAUCAGAAGAGAAGAAGGCCAACCAAAUCCGCAAAUGCCAGCAGAGCACGUCCUCCUCAAUAGGAGUGCGGCUCUGUGGGAUGCAGGUGUAUCACAGUGUGACGGGGCAGCUGAUGUUUAUGAACAAGUACCACGGCCGCAAGUUGAGUCUGGCCGGCUUUAAAGAAGCCCUGUGUCAGUUCUUCAGCGACGGACGUGUCCUCCGCAGAGAACUCCUCUCUCCGGUUCUCCAUCGGCUCAAAGAGAUGCGAGCUGUCCUCGAAGCUUGCGAGAGCUACCGCUUUUUCUCCUCUUCGCUCCUUAUCAUCUACGAUGGAGCACCAGCGCCAGCGCAUGCCAGAUCUCGGCCGUCUCGUGGAGGAGAGGAGGAAGACGAAGAGGAGGAGGAUGAGGAUGAGGAGGAUGGAGCAUACGGUGGCCAUUCUCAGCAUAGGGAUUGUUCCGGCGGAUCAGGAUCGACAUCCCCGUUGGUGGAUGUGAGGAUGAUCGAUUUUGCUCACACGACGUGUCGUGAUUACGGCGAGGACGGCGUCGUGCACGAAGGCGGAGACAGCGGCUACAUCUUUGGCCUGCAGAAUCUCAUUAGCAUUCUGUCGCAGCUUGAGGAGCACAGCAAUGAUUAAAUGCAUAUAUGAUUAAACAUGUAAUUGGUGCACCGACCGCUAUGCUAGGCUUAUAGUGGAUACCCUGAUAAAGGUAACAGGGCUGAAGGCUAUGUUCCGAUCCCUCAGAGCUUUAAUCACGCCCCGAAGACGAGGCACCAGAGGGUCAAGGAAGGGUGGAAGGUCAAAUCCCAAAUGGCCUUCAGGAGCUGAUGGGACUGAACUGCUCACACUUUUGCUUGUUUUUUUUUGCAAAAUCUAGUGUGGUCCCUCUCUCCUCCAGUCAUUUCUACAUUCUUUCUGUGUGAUAGAAGGAUGGAGGCAGACCACCAUCUAGGGGUCUGGAAGAAGUCUUUAUCUGCUCUCACUCUGAAAUAGAAGAGAUCUGAGUAGGUUAUGAAAUCUAAACAAGAAAGAGACACUGUUCUCACACACAUUCAUACUUCGAAUGAUGUGGAUUUGUAGCAAAGCAAAAACGUCUUUUUUUUUAAUCUUGUUUGCACAAAAAAGAUAAGCCAUUAUGAUACAGACAAUUCACAGACAUCGAGGUGCUUUAUAAAUACCAUCAAGACCAAGAGAGAUUUAUACGUAAGGAAAGAAGAAAGGGAAGAGACUCUUAUUGAAAGGGAAUAAGAACUCAUAUGGGUGAUAAUUUAACGGACUGAUUUCAUCACAGACACUUUACAACACUUGUUUAUCUUCGCACUUCAUUCCAUAGUUCACUAGAUGUGAUAUGAGAUGCUAUAAAAGAACUUUAUUUAUUGAUGAGCAUAUUUCUAAGAUGAAUCUAAAAGGAUUAUAUGACAUUCCAUCCUACUGUACUGUCGUUUUAAUGUGAUAUUUAUAAGAAUCAAUCCUGGUUUUCACUGUGCUCUGUCUCUGUUCAACACUAUAUAACAGAAAUAAAGUCUUCGGUUGUACUAAA
Pangasianodon hypophthalmus (striped catfish) is the source of this 2449-nucleotide messenger RNA. RefSeq names its product inositol hexakisphosphate kinase 2b (gene ip6k2b). Gene Ontology annotation, cellular component: cytoplasm; nucleus. Gene Ontology annotation, molecular function: inositol hexakisphosphate kinase activity. The record is from RefSeq and is a predicted model, not a curated record. The transcript is spliced from 5 exons. Gene Ontology annotation, biological process: inositol phosphate biosynthetic process; phosphatidylinositol phosphate biosynthetic process. Lineage: Eukaryota; Metazoa; Chordata; Actinopteri; Siluriformes; Pangasiidae. The coding region runs from base 247 to 1545 and encodes 432 amino acids.